AUGGGCCCACACGCCCAAGCGCGCAGAGAGAUUUCAGUAUCUGAGGCUUCUCCAAAGGGAGAACCAGCUGCUCCGACCGCCCAGUAUCCACGAAUCUAUCCCAGCCCAUCUUCUCCCAUUGAGCCAUCGGCUUACACCCAUGUCGCCAAUGGCAACCCGACUGCUCUGACCAUGUCUGCCGAGUAUGGGCCUCGUCCUUCUACCCGAGACUCCCCCGUACCACAAGGGGGACAAAGAGAUCAGCAAGGUCACUACGUUGGUUCUUCAAGUGCCGUAGCCUUUCUCAUUCGUAUCCAGAGACGUCUGCAUCAAAGCUCGUCUCUCUCGCAUGACUCGACCAUCUUCACGUUUGGCGAUGCUCCGCUGCCAGAGUUUGAUCAAUCUCUAUUCUUCCUACCGCCAAAAUCCGAUGCACAAAGGCUUGUGGAACGGUACUUUGAUUUCGCCGCUCCAACACAUCGAUUUCUGCAUCGGCCAAGUAUUGAAAAGUUAUUGGACGAGUUCUAUGACACGCUAGGCGAAAUAAGAGGCAAAGAAGAUGGCAAGGCAAAGGCUGCACUUUUGAUGGUUGUUUUUGCCCAGGCGCAAGCGUACAUGCCUCCAGGCAGUACCGUGCAAGAAAACAGUGCCCGCUACUUUUUCGCAGCCGAACAUCAGCUAUCGAAGGAGCGCGGUGCUGUAAGACUGGCAAGCGUACAAGCACGAUUGCUGCAGUGCUUUUACCUUCUCACCCAGUCGCGUAUCAACCACUGUUGGAGCCUUUUCGGCACGCUGUCACAUCUUGUUCUUGCCAUAGGCUUGAAUCGCGGGAGGAAAUGCGAUCCUUCCAACAAUGUGGAUUAUGUCGAGCUUGAGAGCCGAAGACGCGUCUUCUGGUGCGCGUACUCUCUUGACAAAUACCUCGCGGCAGCUCUUGGUCGCCCACGAACUUUCAAAGAUGAGGAUAUUGACCAGGAACUCCCAACCAUUGUCAACGACAAUGAUCUCCUCCCAUCAUAUAUCAGGCCGGCCCCUCCCCAUUCUCAUUGCAUGAUGACCGCCCCAGUAGAGCACAUCAAGCUAACGCGAAUCGUCUCUCUCGUCCUACGAGACCUAUAUUCCAUCCGGCCUCCGAGUCUAGGCCUACGCAUUGAGCUCUCCGCCAAAUACACAGCCGAUCUCCACGCCUGGCACAACUCGCUCUCGGGCUUCCUCGCCGGCUCAAGCCACCAAGCCAGCGUCGACAGUCAGGCCCUAGUCCCCAUUUACCAGCGACAGCGCUCAGUGCUCAACCUAGCCUACCACCACGCCAUCCUCCUGAUCCACCGACCCUUCUUGCUCCGCGACUUCGCAAGCCUAACUCACAUGCCCACGCACCCAAACUGGGGCGCCAACCCAAACACCACUUACAACACGACGACCAACAUCGCCGCAUGCCUCGAAGCCGCCAUGGCCAUUGUACGCGUGGUAAACGACGUGUUCACCUCGUCGAAUUUGUUCCGCUCCUUCUGGUUCACACAAUACUACGCGUUCUGCGCCGUGGUCGUGCUGUACAUCCACCGCAUCCAGCAAGGGCUGGGCGUCAAGAACAACGUCGAAAUCGAAGGCUACUUUGAAAAAGGCGUCGAAUGCCAGAAGCAGCUUGAGACGGUCACAGACACGGAUUGCCUCGCCCGCAGAUACUGCCUUGUGCUCGAGGAACUGCGUGUAGAAGCCGAGCGCCAGUCCACGCGCCUGUUGAAUCCGGUUGAGGCUACGGCGACGGCUAUGCCGCCUGCUACAGAUGAGGCCACGACCACAUCAACAACAUCCACGACAAGCAUGAAUCUCGACACAGAACGUCCCACGCUGCUUGGCCCGCCCACUCCACUCCCCGCGCCUGCGAACCCGUCCAUGCCCGCUCUGCAAGAUACAUUGCUGGGCAACUCAGCAUUUGGCCCCGAUCUCUUCAGCUGGUCGGAUCUGGCGAGCUGGGGCCAGUUUGAAGGGUUCGUCACGGCAGGAAACGGCAUGUAUGACGGUAUGUUGGGGGAUGAUGAGUUUCAGUUUGAUUUUAAUCCUGCGCCGUAG
Molecule: messenger RNA, 2049 nt
Organism: Exserohilum turcica Et28A
Lineage: Eukaryota; Fungi; Ascomycota; Dothideomycetes; Pleosporales; Pleosporaceae
Exons: 4
Coding region: 1-2049 (682 amino acids)
Biological process (GO): positive regulation of transcription by RNA polymerase II; DNA-templated transcription
Cellular component (GO): nucleus
Molecular function (GO): zinc ion binding; sequence-specific DNA binding
Source: RefSeq, a predicted model, not a curated record